Molecule: messenger RNA, 651 nt
Organism: Mizuhopecten yessoensis (Yesso scallop)
Lineage: Eukaryota; Metazoa; Mollusca; Bivalvia; Pectinida; Pectinidae
Exons: 2
Coding region: 43-510 (155 amino acids)
Source: RefSeq, a predicted model, not a curated record
GGUCGUACACGACCUCAAGUUCUGCGAUUAACAGAAAGAAAUAUGGAGCGCCUGGACAUUUUGCUGCCUUUGUUACUAACUGGAAUCGCUUCAGGAGAACAAUCAACGAAUGCACCUAUCCCGGAAUCGGCGAUAACACGUACCCUAUAUGAACAAAUGUCCAGAACAUCUCACGACAAAGGACGUGAUACCAAUAUUUGGGAUUACGAAAACUCGUAUCACAUUGAUCUACAGAAAGCUUCCAGUGAGCAUCAUGGGAGAAAGAAGAGAUUUUCCUUCUGGCAUCCGUUUGGCAAACAACAAAUCGACUACGAGUAUGUCCAUCAGGAACUGAACGGCAAACUAAUUAAACGGCAUAAUAAGUAUGCUAAAAAACGUCAUCAUAGAAACCGACACCCGAGGAAAAUGAGGAACAAUGGAAAAUCUCGCCGAAAAAUGCACGCUCACAAACAAAAUGACUUUAUUGACAAGCAGUACCGUCAAAGAAAAACAUUUCGCUAUGGUAAAUAGAUUGUGCUGUGUUACGAUUAAUAUUAGACUUGUCAAAUAUAUAGCAUGAAUUGGUUGAAAUGCAUGUAUUGUUAAGCAACUUAAGGAGGCUCCACACUUUAGCAAUUAACCAACGGAAUUCGUUGAAACUUUCACAUAAUA